GACGAGCAUCAAUCUCCAUCCGUCAACACGGGAAGGAACAACAUACGGUUAAUAUUUUUAUUUUUUAGAGCCUUCAGGGGUGAAAUGUUGACUCUAUAGUCCUGACAGAGACUUAACCUGCGCCAGGAAGAGCUCAGCCUGAUUUAUUCCGCCACAGAGACCCACUCCCUCUCCUCCAUGUGGAUAUUUGACAACUUUGGAUCGGGUCUUUGACAUUUGACUGGAUUGUUUUUGGGAACGGAACCGAGACGAGGAUCAGGACCAGGAUCAGGACCAGGACCAGGCCUACAGCGGGGAUCGGAGCUCCUAACACCGGCAGAGCAGCUCGCCUGUGCCCGUCCAGCCUCCCAGCAUGAUGUCUUAUCUGAAACAGGCCCCGUACGGCAUGAACGCGCUGGGCCUGAGCGGGGCCACCAUGGACCUGCUGCACCCGUCUGUGGGCUACCCGGGUAACCCUCGGAAGCAGCGUCGCGAGCGCACCACUUUUACGCGCACGCAGCUGGACAUCCUGGAGUCUCUCUUCGCCAAAACGCGCUACCCGGACAUCUUCAUGAGGGAGGAGGUGGCUCUGAAGAUCAACCUGCCCGAGUCCCGAGUCCAGGUUUGGUUUAAGAACCGACGAGCGAAGUGUCGGCAACAGCAGCAGAGCAGCAGCAGCAGCGCCGCCAAAGUCAAACCCAUGAAGAAGAAGUCCUCCCCUACCAGAGAGAGCACGGGCUCCGAGAGCAGCGGUCAGUUCACGCCGCCGGCCGUGUCCAGCUCCUCCUCCUCCGCCUCCUCCUCUUCAUCCUCCUCGUCGUCCUCCUCCAUCUCCUCGGGCCUCGGCGGCCCUGGUCUGCUCAGCACAUCUACCUCUGUCACCGCCCCGGUGUCGUCCAUAUGGAGCCCGGCGCCCAUCUCCCCAGCACCGGCACCGCCCACGCUAGCUGACCCCGCUGCUCCCACCAGCGCCUCCUGCAUGCAGCGCUCUGUUUCGUCUUCCACCGGUAGUGGGACAUCAUCCUACCCGGUGUCCUACAGCCAGACGGCGGCGGCUUACAGCCAGGGUUACCCAACCUCAGCGUCAGGCUCCUACUUUGGUGGGGUGGAGUGCGGCUCAUACCUGGCGCCAAUGCACUCCCAUCACCACCCACACCAUCCGCACCAGCUGAGCCCCAUGACGGGCGGCUCCAUGUCGGGACACCCGCACCACCACAUCGCUCAGACGUCAGGACACCACCACCAUCAUCACCACCACCCGACGCACCACCACCAGGCGUACAGUGCGCCCGGCCUCGCCUUCAACUCCUCUGAGUGUCUGGAUUACAAAGAGCAGACAGCGGCAUCAGCGUGGAAACUCAACUUCAACACCGCCGACUGUUUGGACUACAAAGACCAAGCGUCAUGGCGCUUCCAAGUGCUGUGACUUCCUGUUUGUCUUCUUCUCUGCUUAAAAAGAAGUUUGUUUUUGUUGUUGGUGGUUUCUUUUUGGAGAUUCUUUAACCGUAGAGACGCUUAAACAAAGUUUUAUCUGUGAACAGACACAAACAACCCGUCCAGGAUUAUUUUUCUACUCCAGAACUUUCCAGAAGCCAACAUGUUUUCACCUUUUGAACACCUGUGAGCGUUAAACUUCAGGGGAACAUGCAGGGCUGUGCAGUUUGGAUCCUUUCAGUAAUCUAUAGCUCAUACUCCCACAGCGGCCACGCUCCUGUGGCAUCACACUCAGGGUGGGAACCUUUAGUAAUUUAAGAUCAAAGACAAUGUGAUGAAAAUUCACAGAGUUUGGACCACAUUUCAGAUCAACAAAUGUGUCCGAUAACCUGUUAGCUACCCUUAGAUUGAAGCUAACGCUGACUGUCCAUAGUUGGCAACUUUCCAAAAUUUGGCAAAAAUAAGGGGGAAAAAACCCCAAACAUCUUCAGCUUGCUGAACAUUCUGUUCUCCACCUUUGAUGAUGUCAUCCUUUAAAGUUUAUAAAACAUUCCAUCCUCUGCCUUUGAUUAUGUCAUCCU
Cheilinus undulatus (humphead wrasse) is the source of this 1994-nucleotide messenger RNA. Its product is annotated as homeobox protein OTX1 B-like. Lineage: Eukaryota; Metazoa; Chordata; Actinopteri; Labriformes; Labridae. The transcript has 4 exons. Gene Ontology annotation, biological process: multicellular organism development; regulation of transcription by RNA polymerase II. The record is from RefSeq and is a predicted model, not a curated record. Bases 353 to 1405 code for a protein of 350 amino acids. Gene Ontology annotation, molecular function: RNA polymerase II cis-regulatory region sequence-specific DNA binding; DNA-binding transcription factor activity, RNA polymerase II-specific. Gene Ontology annotation, cellular component: nucleus.